Knipowitschia caucasica is the source of this 381-nucleotide messenger RNA. The record is from the annotation of a GenBank genome assembly. Lineage: Eukaryota; Metazoa; Chordata; Actinopteri; Gobiiformes; Gobiidae.
AUGAGCUCAGGCGACCGCAGAGUGAAGGAUUACAAGGAUCGGUGUGAAGACCCUCAGAUCCAGGAGACCCUCGGAUCCAGAAGACCCUCAGAUCCAGAAGACCCUCAGAUCCAGAAGACCCUCGGAUCCAGAAGACCCUCAGAUCCAGAAGACCCUCAGAUCCAGAAGACCCUCAGAUCCAGAAGACCCUCGGAUCCAGAAGACCCUCAGAUCCAGAAGUCCCUCAGAUCCAGAAGACCCUCGGAUCCAGAAGACCCUCAGAUCCAGAAGACCCUCGGAUCCAGAAGACCCUCGGAUCCAGAAGACCCUCAGAUCCAGAAGUCCCUCAGAUCCAGAAGACCACCGUCUGUGAGCGUUUGGAGAAUCACACACUGCUUCUGA